GGGAUUAAAGCAUGAAACGCCAAGCCAAGUACCCAGGCCUAAGCCAUCCCAAGAAGUGGGCAGCCUCGAACUGGGAACCUUCCACACGCUCUUCAAGCAACCUAGAGCAGUACCAACAAUCAGCAUGAAAGUUCUAAUCUCUUCCUUCCUUCUCUUGCUGCCACUAAUGCUGAUGUCUGUGGUCUCUUGCAGCCCAAAUCCAGGGGUCGCCAGAGGCAACAGGGGCCAAGGCCAGGCUUCUGGGAGGUGGCUCCAGGCAGGUGGCCAAGAAUGUGAGUGCAAAGAUUGGUUCCUGAGAGCCCCUAAAAGAAAACUCAUGACACUGCCUGGGCUGCCACAGAAGCAGUGUCCCUGUGAUCAUUUCAAGGGCAAUGUGAAGAAAACCAGGCACCAAAGGCACCACAGGAAGCCAAACAAGCACUCCAGAGCCUGCCAGCAAUUUCUCCAACGAUGUCAGCUAGCAAGCCUUGCUCUGCCUUUAUAGGAGCUCUGAGAGCCCACUCUCCCAAUGAAACAUUCUCAGUCAAGACGGCAGUGAGUGCACCUAGAGGAUGCUCUUCUCCCACCUCAAGCUCCCCCUUCCCUGUCUCCACUCCAGUGGACUCAAAAAGCAUUUUCCCUAAGAUUGUUGCUCCCUCUAGUGCCUUCUUUCCUCAGUCUUUUCUGUGCCCUCCCCUUACCCAGGCUUAAGCUUAAUUACCUGAAAGAAACCAGGAAACCCAGGUUUCCUAGCUGGUCCCAACAACCAGGCAAGUAGCAAAGGAAAGUCAAUAAAUACUUUUAAAUGUAA
Molecule: messenger RNA, 790 nt
Organism: Ceratotherium simum simum (southern white rhinoceros)
Lineage: Eukaryota; Metazoa; Chordata; Mammalia; Perissodactyla; Rhinocerotidae
Source: RefSeq, a predicted model, not a curated record